Messenger RNA from Paracoccidioides brasiliensis Pb18, 3450 nucleotides. RefSeq lists its product as uncharacterized. The transcript has 9 exons. Bases 1 to 3450 code for a protein of 1149 amino acids. The record is from RefSeq and is a predicted model, not a curated record.
AUGUCGACUUACAGGCUCCCCGACAUCCCCUCCCUGCGCAAACAGCAGCUUCGGCUUGAGUUCACGAGCUUGAAAACAGCCCCUCCGCCUGGUGUUUAUGUGAACAUCUCACCAACAGACCCGACCUUCUGGUCUGGGGUGAUUUUUGUUCGGAAAGGACCCUAUGCAUCUGCCAUCCUCCGAUUCCAGCUCCGCUUUCCAUCGACAUAUCCAAAUCUCCCACCGCUAAUAACUUUCGCAACAGACAUAUUCCACCCCCUUCUCGUGCCCCUAACAACGUACACAUUUAGCACCAACUCGUCGGAUACAGAUACCGUCAGCGCAAAUGACGAAGAGCGUCUGCCUCCCGGUGGUUUUAGCCUGAGACAUGGAUUUCCACAUUGGUUUGGGAGAGCGAGGAGGAGUGCAGCAAGCUCGGCUGCGCCGUCGCGGAACGUCAGUGGUGGUGAUCUAAAUGAUAAUUGUACGGACCAAGCACCCGCCGGACAACAGGGCAGUGAGCGCACGGCAGAAUCAGUAUCAGAGGCACCCUUCAAGUGUUCAAGAACGCCAACGGGAGACUUACCUAAAGGAUUAAUUUCGUCGUCCUAUCCUCAUGCGCGUGUAUCUCCGGUGCCGGCGGGGUUGCCACAUUCCUGUAGUCCUGGAAUCGAUGUUCCAGUUUUGGAGUUGCUCAACUACAUUCGGUCAACAUUUGAUGAUGAAGCCGUGUUAGAUUCUAUCCCCCUGGAGGCAGCUGGAAAUCCUGGAGCUUGGCAUGCAUGGCGAGCUCAUCGGGGAUUGGGAACUAGGCAGGGGGAAGAUGGCUUGGAUGGACAGUUGCAAAAGGGCAGUCCGCAAACUCGUCGUCCUGGAGAAUGGAACUGGGAGGGUGUGUGGGAGAAGAGGGUUCAGACUGGGGUUGAAACCAGUUAUUUGGAAUCUGUCCUCUUUGGCAAUAAUACGCGAGGUGCAAGUGAUGACCUUGUUCGGUUUGUCAAACUUGAUAACGAUAUACUGGCCAAAACGAAGGAGCAGAUUAUUUCUACUCGAGGAGGGAGGAACCUCUUAAUGCAAGGGUUCGACAUGUUCAAAAUCACACGGAGCGAAGCAAAUCGGAACCUGAUCUUACUUGCCCUGGUCCUCGUGCCCAUUGUUCUGCUUUUCUCCAUUCUCGCAACGGCUCUGGUCUGCUCAGAGUACUGGAGUCUGCGUCGCGAACGACGGCGUUUGAUUCCUUCUGGAAAUAGCGGGCACACAAGGAGGAAUCGCUCUGACGCACCCUGUUUAGCAUCAUCAUCAGACUCGUCGUCUGCGUCGACAAAGAGAUCUGAGUCCAGCGACAGUGACGCAGACAUACAACAGUCAUGCCCAACGCGACUCUCCAGCCAUGCGCCAACCAAGGCAACACAACAAUCCCCACGACAGAGCCUUUGCGCAUUGAUAUUUGUUCCCCCUUUCGCGGUUCCUCGACGACACCCCUCGUAUGCCGUUCGUCGAACAUCCCAGUUCUCGAGAGUUCCUCAGUAUUCCACAUUACAAACCCCGAGGGACAGAACUCGUUCUUGUGAGCCACGCGACACCGAAAUGCAUACUCCACUCGAUACAUCUCCGCCGAAGCUUGAAGCAUUUGAUAGUUCUGAGAGCAGAAUGGAAGAGCGGGGGAACGAAAGACGACGUCUAGGGAGCAGUCACACGUUGCGAAAGGUUCCCUCAAAAGGAAUCUUUGCGCGUGUCGCUCAGGCACUCGAUUUCAACAAGCAACGUCAGCCAAGCCCGGGACCUGUACCUGGUUCCUUCACUACACCAGAUCUCCCAACUCGUGCUUAUACGGCACCAAGCCCUAUAAUUACCCAGAGUCAAUUGGGAGAAAGUAAUCGAUGCGAGUCCACAUUGGUAACUCCAGUGGUUUCCCCACAACAAUUCGGACGAACUCCACCAUUGACAAGGACUAAUUUAUGUAUCACAAAACACCGCAAUAAUGUCCAAACGCGGUUCCCCUGUCCCCUCCCAAUCACGAGUGCUAAUAUGCAUAUAACAAUGGAUGCCAUGAAAAUUUCUGCUCAUCAGGAUCUAUUUACUUGGGCUGCAGUAGACAUAUCAGCAAAAAUCGCUAAUUUGGACGGUGACAUUGAUGCUCAGAUUGGUUGCGAAGUUCCACUAGACAUUAUGAUACUUGUGGAUAACUCAGCAAGUAUGCCCCCUACUUUAUUAAACGGGGCAUGCAACACUGUGCUUCACAUAGCAUCUUCAAUGGACAUUCUGGUAGACCGACUGGCAAUUGGUUGUAUAUCUGCUGAUCCUGAACAGAAUCUGCAACUUCUGUCGUCACUAUCAAUAUGCAACCUCGACCUCAUUCGAAGACUACUUCGAUCCAUGCAGAUAUUUGAACUGCCUGGCGACCAGCUAAGUCGGGCCCGCACCACAAAAGCCCUCCAAGAGGCAUCAAAUCUGCUGCUGAGAUAUUCCAGUAGAGGAGCACUACGUCAUGUCUUUGUUGUUACUUCAAGUUCAAGCAUAUCAUUGCCUGAUAUGUCCACAAACGUAAGCAGUCGAAUACGGUUUCACACUGUAUCUCCAGAACCAGCGCUCGGAAUACGGGCUUCCACAACGAUGGUUGGAUGGCACCUCUCUGCUAGUUUCGAUGAUGAAGAGGAUGACGGUGGUGUGCAAGGUCUGAAAGAUAGCUUAAAACAGGUUAUGCGACACCUUCGUAUGGGCCUUGACCCUGGAGUCUUGUCAAACUUGUCGAUAAGGAUUGCUGGAGGCGAUGGUUGCUAUAUCCAAGCCAUUCUUGGACAGACGAAAUGCAAAACGUUGCGACCAGGCGAGAAGUGGACGAUCCUGGUCAAAAUAAAAGCUAUUUCUGAGGCAUUGGAAACCUCCUAUGAUCCUAAUGACGGUAACGAGAAUACAGCUGGACAUGGAGACCAUCCGGUGCAAAAUCGUGCCAAAAAUGAUGUUGAUCAAAUGAUUGAUCAACUCCAGGGACUUUUCAGGUCCUCCACCAUAGCUCUGACUGAGAGCCUUUUUACUGUGACCCUAGAGCACAACCAUUCAGCGCUCUCCAGCGCCGCAGUGAUUAAAUUGGAAAAUAAGUGUGAAAUUAACCGAUAUCUUCGUAGUAACUCUUUAUUCGGUGAGAAGGUGACAAGAGCUCUAAGGAAAGAUGUGCAAGAGUUAUACGACGAGGAAAGAACCAUUGAGGCUAUGAAUUUGACAAUUAAUUCAAUGCAUCUGAGUCAUCACCUCGAUGGUGAGGAUCGUACGGAAUCGGCCCAUGGUGAUGACAGUUUGGAAGGAUCAUCGUAUCCACCGGAUCCAAUGAUGUAUGUUAGCCCGCGGGUAGCACUGGGGAGUAUGAACCCGUUCCGAAAUUUGCUAAGAGGAUGUGACGAGAACUGCAUCCAUGCACUUCCUCCAGAUCAAAAUGCUCAUGGAGGCAUACCAUUCGUUUCUCGAUGUGGAUAG